This is a messenger RNA of Vairimorpha ceranae, 153 nucleotides long. RefSeq lists its product as hypothetical. The transcript has a single exon. Bases 1 to 153 code for a protein of 50 amino acids. NCBI's taxonomy places the organism in Eukaryota, Fungi, Microsporidia, Nosematidae. The record is from RefSeq and is a predicted model, not a curated record.
AUGUGUCGAUCUUUGCAAUUAAUACGUAGAAAAGAUUUGAAAAUGGAAAAAUAUACUUUUGCGGUAUUAAUACUUAUCCACAAUGCAAAAUUUAUUUUUUUAUAUUUAAAAAUAAUUAAAUUUUAUUUUUUACUUUUAAUAAAUAACGAAUAA